AGCGAAUUCCCGUAUGUGUUCGGCCUGGUCCGGGGUGCUGUAUCGUUGCAUCGUCCGCGCGGCUCGUCGCGGUUUCGUGCGCGGGUGUGUGCGUGGGUGCGUGCGCGAGUGACACGUACCGAGGCGCAGCGGUGACCGGGACACGGGAGCCGAGAUCGGGAAACCAACGGGCCGUAAUAUAUGCCCGCGGAAUCGGCCACACUCGGCAGCAGGAAGAACGUUCUCUGAGGAGUGCUCGGAGAGUCGCGCGCAUGCCUCUGUGCACCCUCGCCAUUUUGGAGAUAGCUAGAAGUAUGGCUUUGGCAACGGACUGACAGAGGAUACGCCGAGGUUGGCCGACCUGGACAAGGAAAACCGAAGAAGAGUGGAGGGUGUAGAGCGCGAUAGAGGCUUCGGCCAUUCAAAGGGUAAUUGCUCUACUAUGCCGGCUAUUCCAAGACCGGGUAGUCUCAAGGACCCAGAAAUCGCCGAGCUAUUUGAGCAAAAUGAUCCGGAGAAGAUAUUCGAGGACCUCCGGGAAAUCGGCCAUGGGAGUUUUGGAGCUGUGUAUUAUGCUCGGUGUCUCGUCACCAAAGAAAUCGUUGCCAUCAAGAAGAUGUCCUACCUGGGGAAACAAACCGUCGAGAAAUGGCAAGAUAUUCUUAAAGAGAUUCGUUUCCUCAGGCAACUCAACCAUCCUAAUACGAUUGAGUAUAAAGGAUGUUAUCUCAGGGACCACACUGCCUGGUUAGUGAUGGAGUAUUGCCUUGGCUCUGCGUCAGAUAUAAUAGAAGUUCACAAACGACCGUUGAAGGAGGAUGAAAUAGCAGCAGUCUGCGAAGGCGUUUUACAUGGCUUGCACUACCUUCACUCUCUAGGCAGAAUUCACAGAGACAUAAAAGCAGGAAACAUUCUACUAACCGAAAAUGGUACGGUCAAGCUGGCUGAUUUUGGUUCCGCUAGUAUCAAAUGCCCAGCUAACAGUUUCGUUGGAACUCCGUACUGGAUGGCCCCUGAAGUCAUAUUGGCCAUGGACGAAGGACAGUACGAUGGCAAAGUGGACGUGUGGUCAUUAGGAAUUACUUGCAUCGAAUUAGCGGAGAGGAAGCCGCCUUACUUCAACAUGAACGCCAUGAGCGCUUUGUACCACAUUGCCCAGAACGACACGCCGAUAUUGAACUCUCCAGAGUGGUCGGAUGUAUUUCGCCAUUUUGUCGAAGUUUGCCUUACUAAGAGUCCAAACGAAAGACCGACGUCGGGAAAAUUAUUAAUGCAUCAAUUCGUAACCAGGACGCGCUCGCCGAAUGUCUUAAUUGACUUGAUCCAAAGGACGAAAGGUGCCGUUAGGGAUUUAGAUAAUCUAAAUUAUCGGAAGAUGAAGAAGAUUUUAAUGAUAGACUCCUGUGAGACCGAAAGUACCGUUGGAGAUGCCGACGAUACGCCGGACGAGCAAACGGGUGGGGACAGCAGCAAGAGCAAUUCCAUUACUUCCGAGCAUUCAAUUCAUUCCAUGGGUGUCUCGGCAAGCUCACAAAGUUCCUCCACCAACAGCCUGCCACUGCCGAAUGCCGACUCGAACGAUUACUCCACGGGAUCGAUCAGGAAUCGACACAAAAUAUCGGCUGGUGUCACUGCCAAUCUCCUCGAACACGGUGCCAAUAACUUUGCGACGAUUAGAACUACGUCAAUCGUGACCAAACAACAGAAGGAACACAUGCAGGAAGAAAUGCACGAACAGAUGAGCGGCUACAAGAGGAUGAGACGAGAACAUCAAGGAGCCUUGGUCAAGCUGGAGGAACGUUGCAAAAUGGAAGUGGAAUCCCAUAAACAGCUUUUGGAUAAGGAAUAUGAUACUCUGCUGCAACAGUUUAGCAAAGAACUGGAGAAAUUGCAGCUCAGACACAAUCAGGAGAUGGAGCGUAAACUGAAGCAAAAUCAAAAUGCGGAGAAGAAACUCCAUAAAGAGAUCACGAACAGGCAAGAGGCUGAUCGCAAGGCUCUCGAGGCACAGCAGAAACGCGAGUACAAGGCAUAUAAAGAAAGAUGGAAGAAGGAGUUAUCGCAAGAUGAAGUAACGCCAAAACGCCAGCGGGACGCAACCCUUCAAAGUCAGAAGGACAAUCUGCGUCAGAUGGAGGCCCAAGAGGAGCAACGACUGGCAAGAGGCCAACGUGAAUACUUAGACCUCGAGAUCCGCAAGUUCCGCAGAAAAAAAUUGCUCAUCUUCCACAGUCUCGAACAAGAGCUGUUACGAGAGGAACUGAAUAAGAGGCAGCAGCAGUUAGAACAAGCGCAUGCGAUGCUGUUGCGACAACACGAAAAGACUCAAGAACUAGAGUACCGACAACAGAGAGCGGUCCAUGCUCUUCGGGAGGAACAAGUUCAUCGGCAACACGCAACGGAGCUUUGUAAUCAACAGGAUUACAUGCAACGAGCUGAACGAGAUUUACGCAAGAAGCAUGCCCUUGAACUUAAGCAACAACCGAAAAGCCUUAAGCAAAAGGAAAUGCAAAUACGCAAACAAUUCAGGGAGACGUGUAAAAUACAAACGCGUCAGUAUAAAGCACUGAAAGCUCAAAUAUUACAAACUACUCCUAAGGACGAGCAAAAGGCAGUAAUUAAGAAGUUGAAGGAGGAACAAAGGCGGAAGCUUGCUCUUCUGGGAGACCAGUACGAGCAAAGCAUUGCAGAAAUGCUGCAGAAGCAGAGUAUUCGGCUCGACGAGUCGCAAGAAGUGGAAUGCCAUCAUCUCAAGGAGAGAUUAAAUUAUGAAUUAGAGAUCCUUAUGGCGUACCAGUCGAAGAAUAAAAUGCAGGCCGAGGCUCAACGUAAUCGCGAGAGACGUGAGUUGGAGGAUCGCGUGUCGGUGAGGAAGUCAUUGUUAGAACAAAAGAUGGAACACGAAACGCAGGAGUUUCUGCAGGAACGUAGUGAACGAAUUCGUCUGUUACACGAAAGGCAAGAACGCGAAUUGCAACAAUUCGACGAGGAGAGCGCAAGAAUUGGGUUUAGUGCACUGGCGAUAGCCGAGGGAUCGAAAGAGUCUUAUCCGGAUGACGAGAGCCUCAGCGGCUCGAUGUUAAGUCUGGCCCACAGUAAUAGCUCCACAUCCUUCCCCCCUAAUAGUCUUUAAUCUUAAUCGUUAAUAUAAUAUUGUAUGUCUGUCGUUGAUCUGCGCAUAUACGAGCUGACGAGGCCCGCGGCGUUGCUAUUUUUUAGCAUAAUCAAAUACGGGCCGGCUUGUCGCGCAUGGAUGUAAGUCGAAAAGGUCUGUCGGGAAUGCGUAUUGGAUGGGAACGUAGGGUAGCCCCCUCGUUUUGCGAAGACUAUACGUUCCUCUGGACGCUGAAUAUCUGUUAUAUAUACGUUAUAUAUACGUUAUAUACGUUAGGAUGCGACCUAGGACGAGCGAGGAGAGAUUCCUUUAUCUCUCCUUCGAGGCACAGCGCCCUGGGGAAGUUAGGAGAGCCAUGCAAAAACAUCGGUGACUGCCGUUUAGGUCACCGCGGGUUGUUUUUCUAGCUGGCCGAGGUUAACUUAAGAGAUUAGUCGCGUCCAAAGGUUCUUGGCCACGUAAUGGCCACUUAGACGGUACACAUUGCUCCUCCUCGGGACUUCUGUACAGAUCCGAGAGGGACGCCGGUACGAAAAAUAAACGUUAAAAUCAUUUGA
Messenger RNA from Orussus abietinus, 3651 nucleotides. RefSeq names its product serine/threonine-protein kinase Tao (gene Tao). Gene Ontology annotation, biological process: protein phosphorylation. Lineage: Eukaryota; Metazoa; Arthropoda; Insecta; Hymenoptera; Orussidae. Bases 422 to 3112 code for a protein of 896 amino acids. The transcript is spliced from 12 exons. The record is from RefSeq and is a predicted model, not a curated record. Gene Ontology annotation, molecular function: ATP binding; protein kinase activity.